This is a messenger RNA of Oncorhynchus tshawytscha (Chinook salmon), 1478 nucleotides long. It is a transcript of the gene ccn2b, whose product is annotated as cellular communication network factor 2b. Gene Ontology annotation, biological process: cell adhesion; signal transduction. The record is from RefSeq and is a predicted model, not a curated record. The transcript has 5 exons. NCBI's taxonomy places the organism in Eukaryota, Metazoa, Chordata, Actinopteri, Salmoniformes, Salmonidae. Bases 251 to 1336 code for a protein of 361 amino acids. Gene Ontology annotation, molecular function: integrin binding; heparin binding. Gene Ontology annotation, cellular component: extracellular region; extracellular matrix.
GGGAAGAAAACCAUCUGGAAUUGAAAUUAUUUUCACCCCUUUGGGUCGCGUGUCAUGACUCUUGUUUCCCGGGCUCCGGCCCGCCUCGCGGACUAUUUAAAGAUUCUCCUCUCAGUGCCUCAGUCCUCGAGCCCUGCAGCGAGUCAACACAGCCGAUUGACUGUAGAGCGCGAGAAAAGGGAAACUCCUGUCUGUCUGAACGAAAACAAACGGGUUGUAGUGUGCACGCUGUUAAAAUAAACUAGCAACAAUGUCUGAGGAAAUUAUUACCAGAAUGUGCCUUUUUCUACUCAUCGUCUGCUCGACAAUGGCCCAGGACUGUUCUGGUCCCUGUGACUGUCCCUCGGACCCCCCUCCAUGCCCGUUUGGUACCAGCCUGGUUCUGGAUGGCUGUGGUUGCUGUAAGGUGUGUGCCAGGCAAGCCGGCGAGCCCUGUACCCUCCUGGAGCCAUGUGACCACCACAGGGGGCUUUACUGUGAUUAUGCAAUGCUGAGUGACACUGAGCACGGCAUCUGCAUGGCCCAGGAAGGCCAGACGUGUGACCUGGGAGGGGUCAUCUACCGCAGUGGAGAGACCUUUCAGCCCAGCUGCAAGCACCAGUGUGUCUGUAUGAACGGAGAGAUCGGCUGCGUGCCAACCUGUGCCAGCGACGUGUGGCUGCCCUCCCCAGACUGCCCGUACCCACGCCGCAUCCAGAUCCCUGGGAGGUGCUGUGAGGAGUGGGUGUGUGAUCAGAGCCCUCAGGACCACCCCUAUCAGUCAGCCAUGGCCGGAUCUGAAAUUCACCCCUUGGUCUCUUCUUCCCCUCUGUCAGUCUACAGAGAGGUGUCAGCCCACGGGCCGGUCCCGGUGGAGAGCCCCAGGGAGAACUGCAUCGUCCAGACCACCAAAUGGGACGAGUGCUCGGCCACCUGCGGCAUGGGCGUGUCGUCCCGCGUCACCAAUGACAACGAGCGGUGCCAGCUGGAGAGGCAGACCCGUAUCUGUAUGAUCCGGCCCUGCCACGUGGAACAAGAGAAGGACAUCAAGAGGGGGAAGAAGUGUGUACGGACCCCCAAGUCCCCGCGCGGCGUGCGUUUCCAGCUGUCAGGCUGCAGCAGCAGGAGGGUCUACAAGCCCAAGUUCUGUGGUGUGUGUACAGACGGGCGCUGCUGCACCCCCCACACCACCGUCACCGCAGAGGUGGAGUUCCACUGUCCCGAGGGAGACGCCUUCAGACGCAAGAUGAUGUUCGUCAAGACGUGCUCCUGUCACCACGACUGUCCCCGAGACAAUGACAUCUUCCUGGCUUCGCACACACGCAGGAUGAUCGGGGACUAUGACAACGAUAUGUAAACAUCAUGGCUGCCAAACAAACUGACAAGCACAUAAACACAUCAGCCCAUAUACACACACACAUACACACACUGAUAAAAACUACUUCACAUCGCUCUCACACACACACACACACACACACACACACACACACAUACAUACA